Messenger RNA from Python bivittatus (Burmese python), 1628 nucleotides. RefSeq names its product RAB43, member RAS oncogene family (gene RAB43). Gene Ontology annotation, molecular function: GTPase activity; GTP binding. The record is from RefSeq and is a predicted model, not a curated record. NCBI's taxonomy places the organism in Eukaryota, Metazoa, Chordata, Lepidosauria, Squamata, Pythonidae.
GCGCCGCGGUCAUGCCCGGCUCCCCGUCGGCGCCGCCCGGGCCGGACCCGGAGGAGCACUACGAUUUCCUCUUCAAGCUGGUGCUGAUCGGCGACGCCAGCGUGGGCAAGACGUGCCUGGUGCAGCGCUUCAAGACCGGGGCCUUCUCUGAGCGCCAGGGCAACACCAUCGGCGUGGACUUCACCAUGAAGAGCCUGGAGAUCCAGGGCAAGCGGGUCAAGUUACAGAUCUGGGACACAGCUGGUCAAGAAAGGUUUCGGACCAUAACCCAGAGUUACUACCGAAGCGCCAAUGGAGCUAUUCUAGCCUAUGACAUUAGCAAGAGAGGCUCUUUCCAGUCCAUUCCUCGCUGGAUCGAGGAUGUGAGGAAGUAUGCAGGCUCCAACAUAGUACAGUUGCUAAUCGGAAACAAGUCUGACCUAAGUGACCUUCGGGAGGUUCAACUAGAGGAGGCUCAGAAUCUGGCCGAACGCUAUGAUAUCAUCUGUGCCAUAGAAACUUCUGCAAAGGACUCCAGCAACGUGGAGGAAGCUUUUGUGAAGAUGGCAACAGAGCUAAUGAUGAGACAUGGAGGCCCUAUGUUCAGUGAGCAAAACACAGACAGCAUCAAACUUGACAGCAAGGAUGUAGUAGAAGGGUGGGGGUGUGGCUGCUGAUAAUACAAUUUCUAAUUGUUACUGGAAUUUAGAAGAUACCUUCCCUUCUUUCUCCUUCACUCUGGGUCUCUUCUACACAUAGGACACUUUGCACAAGCCUAGUGUUUUUGUAUGUUAAGACAUUAACAUUUGCAGCAUGUUUUUAAAAAUAUGAAGGAACUUUCUUGUAUAGAUCUGAAAGUAUAUGGCAGUCAUUCUGUAGCAAUUUCUACUAGAUUUUUUUUAGAGGAAUUAGUGCAAUUUGGCAGUAAGUUGCACAGAAUGAAGCUACUAAAUAUCUUCAUAUGAAAUGGUCUGAGUGCAAAACUGCUAUUUUACUAUUUUACACCUCCAUAAGGGACCUUAUCAACUUGGGCAACAUUUAAUGCUUCUGUGGCAGCAAGUUUUCAGACUGCCUCUUUAAGCUCUCCACAUUCCAGAAAAAAGAAUUAAAAAUUACACAUAAUGACGCAAAACUUUGUAGGGAUGUUUCAAGUAUGAAAUAUUAGAUUUUCUGCAUAGGGUAAAGCAGCUGAUGAUCAUUUAAAAUGAAGAACCUCCUAAAUUAUGAAAUGAUGUUUUCCUGGAUACCGAUGUCGCUGGUGCAAGCCAUGCAAAACAAAUACUUUUCUCUCUUGUUUUUUUCAGAUAGAGAAAGCAGUAAGUGCAGGACUGAGCAUGUCUGUAAUACAUAGGGGUUUUGUUUUGUUUUUGCUUUGUUUCAUAUUCACCUCAAAAGACUUGAUCCUGAAUACAUUUCACUGGAUGGUAGGUCCACAGGUUUCAGUGGAACUUUCUUGGAAGUAAAUGCCUUUGAAAAUGUAUAGGGCUUACUUUAAAUAGGCUGAAAAUUAUAAGUUAAGAUAGAUUUAAUAGUUUAUUUUGCACAGGCGUUACAGUCUCCUUGGUUAAUACUGUAUAUUAGGGUUUUUCAACCGUGGCAACUUCAAGAUGUGUGGACUUCGACUCCCAGAAUCCCCCAGGAGUCAAAGU